AUGGUCCUGUUUGACUUAUGUCAUGUGAUCAGUCGACAGAAAAUUGUAAGCAAGAUGUCGUUUUGGAAGUCUUGUGUGUUAGUUGCGAUUUGUCUAAAUUAUUGUAAUGCAGAGUAUCUUCCAGUUCUGUUUUGGAGCUCAGGUAUUGGGAAAAGUGAUUAUCAUGGUAGUUCUGCUUUUGAGAAAGUAAGUUCUGAUAACUUAUACGAUUACAUCAAGAAGACGACAUCCAACAAGAAACCAUUGAUUCUUGUUUUCACAGAAGAAAGUCUGAGUUUGGAGGAUUUUAGCUGGCGUGAUUUUGAAAGUAAAACUGCUUUUCCGUGUCUCGAGAAUGUGACGAGCUCGGCAGAACUUGUUAAGUUCUUCCCGUCUGUCCACGCCCCUUUGAGAGCCAUCAAGAACUUGCGCAAUGACGGGUACGAGUUCAGAAGUAUUCAUUUGCAGGACGAGAGCAUUGAAAAAACGAAUGUUCCAACGGAAGCAAGUGUCGUCAUUGUUAAACUAGACGAUGCCAAGGUUAACGAAGACAGGCCGGAUCUCCUGAGAAGACACGAUGAAACAAUAUGCGAUGCCUACUCGUACUUUGUCGAGAAGGGCGUGUCGCCUCUUGUUAUGUACACGGGCCAUCACUCGUCGUGGGUGGAGCCUGAAGUGUCGCCCUCUGUUCGUAGAGUGCGUCGUUUGCUCGUGGAUGCAGACGACAACACCACAACGAGCAAACUGUGGGUUUCAAAUGACACCAAGUUGAUGCUGUACACGUCCGAGGCCCCGUACAUAGAGCGGUAUGGAGAGGUUGUAAUGAGCCUUUCGUCCUCGCCUGAAAGGGUUAUUUCGGACGACCGACCAGACGAACAGAAACUGAUCGUCACUUUCACUGGCGGCAUCACGCUGCGUUUAAAGUUCCCAGUUGUGGGUGGUUAUUGGAGCUUGAAGACUGUGGUGUUCCUGAACAAGAGCGACACAGAUGCCAGCGAUGUCAAUCUCAACACGACCACAGACAUAGUAGCGCCCUACAACUUCUCCUACCAUUGCAACAAGGACAUCGUGUUCACGAAUGGAAACAUAUCGAUAGUGUUCAAAGAUCUGCAGGUUCAGCCGUUCCUGCAGAAACGUGAGUUUGGCGAUGCGUACGACUGCGUGUGGUUCUUCACCGGUGCCAUCUGGUCUGGUCUGUUCGUGACUGCGUUGUUCGCUCUCAUCAUGAUGUGGGGGUUGUCCAUGAUCAUGAACAUCAAAACUAUGGAUCAGUUUGAUGAUCCGAAAGGAAAAACUAUUACUGUAACAGCUACAGACUAGGAACAGUUCCGUUGUAUGCCUAGUGUGUUGUAGUGGGUGAAGGAUACUUAUUUAAAAAUUUUCUGAAGCCAUAUUGUUGUAAUAUAUAUAUGAUGUGAUGCUAAUUUUCCAUCAGCAGUAUCAGAUAACACUAAUAUUGUUCCAUAUUGUAUGUAACUGAAGAAUAAUGUUUUCUUCAGGACUGAGUUAUGGUUUGGUGUUUAUUUGUUGAUUAACCUUCGACAAAUCACCUUAGUUUUGUUACAUAUCUGUGCACUUGGGGCCUUUUGAGACCCCAACUUAAAAUGUGGGUAAAUGUAUAUAAGUUGCACAUAUCUUGUAAUGUUACAAAUUGCCAUGUAUUUAUUAUCUAUUUUAAUGUUACACUACCCAGUGUUCUAAUUACACGUUACAACAACAUUUUAGGGCACAUGGGGUCUUUUAGGACCCCAAUAAUAUUUGAGAUUUUAUAUAUGUAAUACGCCAUGUAGUGAUUUACAUAUUUGUACUCAUAAUAUUUUACGACAUUUUAGAUGUUUCACUUUGGAAGAAUGUGGACAACCACAGAAAGUUUUAAUGAUUUUUACAUUUUUAGUCAUAUUUCUCAAUCAUUUGAAAUGUCCCUGUCAAAAUAACAUAUUUAUGUCAUUAUAACACACAAUGUUGUUGUUCUUGAAAAUGUAUGCUCACAUAAUUAUAUAGUAUGUCUAAUUUGCAGACAUACAAAACGAUUUUUAUAUUCACAAUAUAAUUUUCAAUCACUCUCUGCAGCGCAGCUAGAACACUUGACAAAGUUUUCACUAUGCGAGCUGCAUACAUUGUAUCCACAGGAGUUGCACACAGAUUUAAUUUUUUUAUCUUUGGUUCUUGGACACAAGUGACAUCGUUUUCUCUUGUUACUUGUAGGAAUAUAUUCACUUGAUGUUUGCUUUUUGUAGCCAAGUGCAAGAAGGCCACUUUUCACACCCUUCUGAAUGCAUUUACCAUUCUGCAGCCUUUUUUCUAUGUAUGGAUGAACAAGCUGGCGUCCCAGUUGUAACAAAAAAUGACGCCUUUUGUGUUUUACAUUUCCAAAAUCUUCAGGGUUAUAAAAUACCCAAACGAUAAGUGAUGCAAUACCAGCAACAUCCAGGAGAUUAUAAAAUAACAAAAGUGGCCAGCGCCUUGUGUUACGUUUGCAACUAUAAGUAGCCACCAUUUUGUCCAGUGUAUCUACACCUCCUUUCUUUGAAUUGUAGUGCAUUAUUAUCUCCGGCUUCUGUUCAGUUCCUUGUACAGUUGUGGAAUGGUGCAUUGACGAAAUAAGUAUAACUGAACUGGAUUUUUUAGGCACAUAUGACACCAUAGUUAGAUUACCAGCAAAACCAAAUACAGAUGAAUGGAUUUCUCUACAUUUAUGAGGCAACAUUUCCUUAGGAAUUUCCACCUUAUUUUUACGCAGUGUCCCCACGAAUGUUGUGUUCUCUUUCAAUAACUGUUGAACCAAAGGAAUACUAGUAAAAAAAUUGUCAGCAACAAUGUUUCGUCCUUUGUUUUUCCAUUUUCUGACUAGUUCAUUGACAACCCUAGAGCCUUGGUUUUGGUCUCUCGUACCGUGUGUGGGCUUGCCCAGAUAUAUUUGGCCAUUUAGCGGAAAAGAUGUAUCAGAGUCACAUAACCACCAAAUUUUGACGCCAUAUUUUGCUGGUUUGCUCUUCAUGUACUGACGGAAAGGACAUUUUCCUCUAAACCCAACUAACUGUUCAUCAACUGUCAUGUCAAAACCAGGUACAUAUGACUCUGAAAGUUUCUGUACAAAUGUAUCCCAUAUUUCACGCAAAGCUGCAAGUUUAUCUUCCUGUUGGCGUGCCACACGUGUUGCCUUAUUAUCAAAACGAAUCAUCUUUGUUAUCUCUUUGAAUCUUUUCAAGGGCAUAGUAGCUCGGAAUAUUGGCCUGCCAUGUUCCUCAUUCCAUAGCUCACUGAGCUCUUCUCUGUUAGCACGAUACACACCAGCACACAACAAUAGUCCAAUGUAAGCCUCAAUUUCCAUUUCGUUUGUAUCUUUCCAUAUUUUAUGUUCAGUGUUCGCAUCUGAUAUAUUACAAUCAUUCAUAACUCGUUCCGCUUCUCUAUUAGUUUCCCUUACAAUAGUACUGACUAUUUCUGGUGUCACAAAUGUCCCAAAUGCUUCUUUUACUGAACCCGGGCGAUUACACUUCACUCCAGGUUUAUCACGAACUAUAUUGUGCUUCAACGUUUGCCUUUGUGUUGGUGGAUCCCUAAACCAUUUCAUUCCAUUUUUAGCUAUGUAAUACUGGCCAGACAAGUUACUUUCUAUUUCCGAGUCAUCAUCUGAUAUUUGUAAAGCAUCAUCUUGAUAAUCUUCAUCUUCAAGUGCAUCACUUUCAUUUUCAGUUGUUGGAUUACUGUCACUUGAACUUGAAAUAUUUUCACUGUCACUUAUCUCUUGCAACAUCUUUAGUAAUAUACUUCUUCCUUCUUCACUGGAGUGGCGUUUGCCUUCAAUUCUGAAAUAAACAAAAACAUUUACCCUUAUUUUCAAGGUGAGCGGAUGCCCACUGUAGAUAGUUACUGUGAACAAAAUACAGUAUCUUAGUUUUUGCAAGGAAGGAAUAAGUGGCAUUGUAUAAUAUACCAAAACAAGUUUCUUGUAUUUAUUACUAAUACUCGAAUGCAGGGAUGGACAUUUUUAUUGGUCUGUUUAUUGCUAUUUUUAUGCUGUACAAUAUAAGUGUAAUAUAUAUAUAUAUAUAUAUAUAUAUAUAUAUAUAUAUAUAUAUAUAUAUAUAUAUAAUAUAAAAUAAUUUAUUUAUAUUUUGAAUUUUUCCUAGAAACAGCAUUGGCGUUAUAAAAGAACAACAAAUUUAUGGGCAUGGAAUUGGAAAUAUGGACAUUGAGGAACUUCAACUAUUUUCUGGAAUGAUAGUUGCAAAAACCACUAUAAUGCACACGACCGAGAGCAAACACACAACCUCCAGAGUUUGCAUCAGAUAUUGUAAAUAGUGAAGUGUUUGAACGUUAUUAUUGUAAAAAAAUUACUGAACACAAUGUAGCUAGAGAAUACGAUUUUUUAUGAACUUCCCAUGCCUGUGAAAAUUAGUAGGCUAUACAAAAAAGGUAUGAAAUGUUUCAAACCGUAGAACAUCAAAAACGAUCCACCGCCCGAGAAAAGCAAAUGGCACUUGAAAAAAACAUUGUAGAGUGUAAAUGGACGCUUUCUCUAUGAGUCAAAACAAGCUCACUUUGUUACAUCUGCUUUGAACUUUUAUAGGGCACGACGACAAAGAUGCCCAAAGCGAACACAUCCUAUUGAUAAAAUGUAUUGAAAGCACUAGUAAACUUUUGCUCGUAAAAUAAAAAAUAUAUAAGCAGCCUAGGCCAUCAUUUUGAAUGAUAAAAUGCGCACUAAAAUUGUACUGCUACUUACAUAAUUUCUUCAUCCAUAUUUUAUGUUUUUCUAUAUUCUUCUUUUACGAUUCAUGUUUCGUGGAAUAUAUUGUUCCUAAAGAAUAUGCAAUUUUAUAAUCACGUCUCCACAACUUGUAAAAUAUAACGCUAAAUAAUGAUAGUUCAAAACUAGUAACACAAUCACUCCACGCAACAAAACUCAUGGGUACAAAUACAACUGCCGAGCAGUUGCGAUAGCUGAUGCGCCAAGAGGAUACCAUUAGCGCUAUCUGUUUACUCAUUUAGGAACUGCCAGUAGAGUUAUUUCUAGCUCCGUUGUCUCAAGCAAUAAUAUAAAGAUAAAUUUUUUGAAAAUUAAUUUUAUACAUUAGAUAUAAGUUAUCUUUGAGUGGGGGUACAAAAGACCCCAAGUGCACUGUGAAAGAGACUUAAAGUUAAAAUAUUUAUUACACAGAUAUUUUGAAACCAAACAUUUCCAGAAUUUGAACAAAGCACCUAAAACACAUUUUAAAGAAAUGUCCUAAAAUAACAUAAGUCACAGGCUAAACAUAUGAAUGCUACGAAGUGAAACAUUUUCGUGGGGUCCAGAAAGACCCCACGUGAUGUGUCGAAGGUUAACAGAAAUUCCGCCUAGUCAGAAAACAUAUUGAGAAUAUUUAUGUGUACAUAAUAGGUUCUGUAAGAAAUCAGUGACAAAUUGCAAUGUUUUACUUUGUUGAGUGAUUUGAUUGUAGUACUUUGUAGUAUAUGUGGCUCUAUUCCAUUUUUCAGUAUUAUGUUUUCAACAGCAGGUGUAUGUACUAGCCACAAUAUUCAUUCUCGAUGUUAGGACAAAUACAGCAUGGGAAGAGAAGGUUGGAUGUUUGGUGUAUCUUACUGUGCUACAUGUGCGUUUAUAGCCGGAGAUGUCCGAGACAUCUGUACCUGUCGACAUCCAACACUGUGGCUGUGUUAAACAUUGUAGAGUGGGAAUGUUAGUUUGUGUGUUGUGUGAAAUUUUUGUCUUCAAUUUCAUGUCAAAGUAAAAAAAAAAUGUGUUAAAAUAAAUGCUUUAUGGUCA
Molecule: messenger RNA, 5749 nt
Organism: Bacillus rossius redtenbacheri
Lineage: Eukaryota; Metazoa; Arthropoda; Insecta; Phasmatodea; Bacillidae
Product: V-type proton ATPase subunit S1-like
Exons: 1
Coding region: 1-1299 (432 amino acids)
Source: RefSeq, a predicted model, not a curated record